Messenger RNA from Oryzias latipes (Japanese medaka), 1029 nucleotides. RefSeq names its product myelin-oligodendrocyte glycoprotein-like. Gene Ontology annotation, cellular component: external side of plasma membrane. Gene Ontology annotation, molecular function: signaling receptor binding. Gene Ontology annotation, biological process: T cell receptor signaling pathway; regulation of cytokine production. The record is from RefSeq and is a predicted model, not a curated record. Lineage: Eukaryota; Metazoa; Chordata; Actinopteri; Beloniformes; Adrianichthyidae.
GACAUUGCUACUAGCUGACAACCGUUCAGGAGCUCCACAUUCCAUCAGUCCCUGAAGGAACCAGUUUGCUGUUUGGUCUGUUCUUGAUUUCUGAAUCAUGAAGAUCUUCUUUCUGCUGGCUCUAAUUCCUUUGGAGGGGAAAGGAAUUUCAGGUGAACCAAUCAUUGCUGCUCCUGGUGAUGAUGUCAUCCUGCCGUGCCGCCUGGACUCUCAGGAGGAUCUGCAGGAUCACAGCGUGGAGUGGACCAAACUGGACAUGAAGCGUUUUGUGUUUCUGUACUGGAAUGGACAGAUCAUAACUGAACACAUGAGCGAGUCGUUGAUCCCGAGAGUGUCUCUGGACCAAGACGGACUAAAACGAGAAGACGGGACGUUAAAGAUCAGGAACGUGUGGCUCCAGGAUGAGGGGAAGUACAGCUGCUUCAUUCCUGGGAAGAACUUCAGGGAGACGGUUCAGCUGGUUGUUGAGCCAAACGGAGUCAGAGCUCCAACCAUGGAAACAUCCCAGGUUGACAUCAUCUCCACUCCAGAUCCAGGAGGAGACCGGAUCUGGAUCAGUCGCUCCAGACCGGCUCUCUGGAUCCUUCUUGGACUUUUUCCCUCAGUGAUCCUCUCUGCUGUUUGUGUUUGUGUCUGUCAGAGGAAACAACCAGAAGGUCAGAAUCCUCUGUACGCCUUUAACAAACCCUCUCUGGUGGCUGGAAGUGUUCAUCAGUGGAUCCAUCAGUGUGAAUGAGACUGAGACUGGAAAACACUGGAGGACAAAGUAAAACAGGAAAUGGAUUUACUUGGACAACACUUUUACUUCAAUGGAUCAAAGGGUUUUCCAGUACUGUGUUUGUUUGAAACAAAUGCAGUCCUUUAGUUCCAAACAGCUGCAAUGCAAUUUCUACUUUGCACAAUAUUUUGAUGAAAUCACUUUUUUGAGUUGAAGCUAAAAUCUUUGUGACCUGCUGUUUGUGAAUGAAAUCAGAUUAGAUCAAUCUUGUAAAUGAAAAUGUAAAUAAACAGAUAAAUGAGAACUCUUCA